Molecule: messenger RNA, 1591 nt
Organism: Haliotis rubra (blacklip abalone)
Lineage: Eukaryota; Metazoa; Mollusca; Gastropoda; Lepetellida; Haliotidae
Exons: 1
Coding region: 1-1329 (442 amino acids)
Source: RefSeq, a predicted model, not a curated record
AUGGCGCAUAAUGAGGGGCAAGGAGCCAAGGGCCAACGUGCACCCGACACUGACAAUAUUUUUGACUUUGUGGAAAAUCUCAGGGAGGUUACCACUAACCCACGGGACACUACCUCCACGGGAGGCAAGUCCAACCCAACGGAAGGUUUCCGGAGCGGAACUGAGGGGGUUAAGAAAAAAACAUCAGUGAGAGGACCUGACCCCGAGGGGGAAAAACAGCCCCCCAUUGAUGCCAUCUUGCGCUCGCUACUUGCUAGCCAGCCGGCUCAGUCGCACACCAUGGCACAGAUCGGCACAGCGUUGGCUAAAUUAAGCAACAGUACGGAGAAUACCGACAAAGACCGAGAAUAUGCGAGUGACGGCUCGAUUCAUCACAAACAUGGCGGCGCCCAUGAAACAGAGGAGGGUGAAGCAUCCGAUGAGGACGAAAUGGACGAGUUGAUUCACCGGUGUCUUGAUCAAGGGAAGGAAAAGGACAACCAUGAUGAGACAGACGAUUUCAAUAGUCUCAUGGAAGACAUGGUUGACUUUUUCGGGGAAGAAGACGCAACUGGGCCUGAGAUAAACAGUGACUUAGCAAAGUCCAUCAACGACGGCCUGACUAAAAGCCCGAAUAUGGAUAAACUUAAGCCAGUUAUGGAAAAAUACAAACGCCCGAAAAACCUUGACUACCUGAUGGCACCUCGCGUAAAUUCGGUCAUUUGGCUUGAGGCGAGAGCCAUGACCAGGUCAAAAGACAUCAACCUGCAACGCAUCCAAAGUCUACUUGACAAGGCUACUAUUCCAGUAGUCCAGAUGAUGGAUUCACUGAUGUCGUCUGUCGUUCACAAGAAGGAACUUAAUGCCAAAGAACUUCUGGGUAAGACCAAGGACGCAGUCAGGAUGCUUGUUGGCCUGCACAGCGACAUCAACACCACAAGACGAGAGACAUUUAAGCCUGACUUUCGUGGGCCUUAUAAACGGUUAUGUUCAGGGGAAACUGUGGCUACAACAAACUUGUUUGGGGAUGACCUCCCAAAGAACAUAAAGGACAUCACAGAAAGCAAGGAAUUAAGCAACAAAUUGCACAGCUCUGACAAAACCAACAGGGGUUUUACGGCCUCAUCUUUUUCACGCGGAGCUCGCUAUGGCCAUGGACAUGAUGGAAGCAGAUUCAGGCCUUAUGAUUCACAGUACAAAGGAUAUAAGAGAGGUGGAUUUGCUAAAGGCAGAGGCCAGUCAGGUCAGGCAGGGACAUAUGGAUCAACAAGUCGGCAAAACCAAGCACCUUUUUUAGGCAAGCGACCAACAGGGUCACCAUGGAAAAAAGGGGACCAUCGGAAACAGUAGAGCCAUACGGUGACAUGGAAAUUGUUCAGGUGAGCCGCCUACUUGAGGGUAUUGGAAAUACACCUCAGAAUUUUAUGGCAGGUAAAGUUGGUUUGUGCUAUGACAAUUGGAUGAAUAUUACAUCAGACACAUGGACACUAAAAUGCAUUCAGGGAGCGAGAAUAGAAUUAAAGCAUCAACCAUACCAGGUCCUCAUACCUACCCCCUUUCGGCUUCAUGAUGAGUGGGAACAGGUAGAUAAAGAAAUAUCCUGUUUGUUCGA